Pollicipes pollicipes is the source of this 1746-nucleotide messenger RNA. Its product is annotated as BCL2/adenovirus E1B 19 kDa protein-interacting protein 3. The record is from RefSeq and is a predicted model, not a curated record. The transcript is spliced from 5 exons. Lineage: Eukaryota; Metazoa; Arthropoda; Thecostraca; Pollicipedomorpha; Pollicipedidae. Gene Ontology annotation, biological process: mitochondrial outer membrane permeabilization; positive regulation of apoptotic process. Gene Ontology annotation, cellular component: mitochondrial envelope; nucleus; mitochondrial outer membrane. The annotation marks the transcript as partial.
CCCGACGUGACCUCGCCCAAGGACUGCAUCUCGCCCAAGUCGCCGCCCAACAGUCCCAAUCCGGAGUUUGCCACCGAUCUGGAGGAGCUGCGCGACUACUACCUGAAUAAGGAGGACUCGCUCGGCCUGGAGAAGAACACGGACUGGGUGUGGGACUGGAGCAGUCGGCCGGACCUCACGCCGCCCAAAGACUGGCGGUUCCGGCACCCCACUCUGGCCAAGCGCGCCCUCAGCAUCCGGAACGCCAAAGUGGGCAACACGGGCAUCUUCUCGCGUGGUGUGCUCUGCACCUUCAUAGUCACCAACAUCCUGUCCCUGCUGCUGGGCGCCGGGCUCGGGUACUGGAUGAGCAAGAAGACGGUGGUGCUGCAGCUGGUCUCCCUCGACUAGGUGGACUCGGGGGCCGCGCGUGACGACGCCGGCCCAUGUGAUAUGUGGACGUGACUCGAUAGCGGAGGGGCGCGCCGCCGGCCGGGUCAGCCGACCGCGCCAGCUGAGGCGGUCACGGGGCCGGCCACCCGCGCCGCCGAGCCGGGCUCCGUGGCGGACACCGGCCCAGCCGGGCCCCGCAGCGCCGCUAGUGCCGUGCCGACCACGCGAUGGGACUCUGUCCCGGAGCCCGGCUCCGGGCGGGGCGCCGACGCGACGUAGCAGGACCUAGCCCGGCUCGGCUCGGCUCGAACGGUCCACGUGUCCAGCGGUGGCAGCCACCGAGCGCGUGACCGGCCGCGCCGAGCCCGGCUCGGCGGCGGGAUGCGUCCUGAUGUGUGUCGACUGGGGCCGUGACCGGCGCCCCGGCUCGCGGAUGCGCGGAGCGUCGCCACGCCGCCCGCCCGCCCGCCCGCGCGCGCCGCCGCCCGACGCCAACGCUAGGUAGACGCCAACGCAUCUGGUAAAUCAGGACGUCCGAGCACGUUCGGAUAGUACUGGCCGUUAGGGGCGUUUCGUUAUGUUCUAGCUUUUCAGAGCGGAGCUAUUUGAAUUUCUGGAACCCAGCGCAUGCGUGUAUAUUUUUGUAUUAUUUCUACACGUUUGUAAUUCUCUAGCCAACAUUCGCAUCAUGCGGUUAUCAAUGUUACUAAUACUGACCACUUCUCUGAGGACAAAAAUUGCAUGCGUACUUCUGGUGUUGUCUCCAAUUCAAAUCAAUUUUGGAACUAUAGUGUAAUAAAUGUGCAAUUCAUUAUCUUCGUGCAGGCAACUGCCCUAUUUCAUAUCUGCGCUGUUUCAACAACCUAAAUUGCGCCUUGCGUACUAUUUUUCUACUAGUAAAUUGCGUCUCCCCUUUUGCUGAUGAGACGUGGAUUACCCUUGACAGAGCUUCGACUAGCCAAUGCCUUUCCUCCAGUGUCCCCACCACUCUGCGCGUGACCGAAGUGAGGGCUGCUGGGGACUCGUCUGCGCAUAGAUUAAAUCAGCUCUCACAACAGGCAGACUUAUGCCCACUGCUCUGAGGAGACUGUCCGUCUCUGCUCGCCAGAAGCACCCGCCCGGUACUAGCCGAGCCGACCCAGUGCCGUUCUCGGCGCAGGUGGGCCGCGGUGCGCCACGCGCCAGGCACCGACGAAGGCCGAGCUUCUGUCCUCGACAAGCCUAUCCUAAAGCGUUCGCUAACCCGUUAACCCAUCUUCAGUUUCAGGCCGUUUCUUGGUAAGAUCGCUUUAAUUAGGUGUAGUGUCUGUGAUGCGUCUUGUGCGUAGUUAUAGUUAAAAGUUAAUCCAAUAAAGGCUUGUUAUGUUGCCGCUU